Molecule: messenger RNA, 1013 nt
Organism: Erinaceus europaeus (western European hedgehog)
Lineage: Eukaryota; Metazoa; Chordata; Mammalia; Eulipotyphla; Erinaceidae
Product: eukaryotic translation initiation factor 3 subunit I
Exons: 9
Coding region: 1-990 (329 amino acids)
Biological process (GO): cytoplasmic translational initiation
Cellular component (GO): eukaryotic translation initiation factor 3 complex, eIF3m; cytoplasm
Molecular function (GO): translation initiation factor activity; RNA binding; protein binding
Source: RefSeq, a predicted model, not a curated record
AUGUCAGGGCUGGAACUGCAGCCCUGGUUUUCUACUACGAAUUGCUUCCUCUUGGACAAGACACCAAGGACACUGGCAGACUCUGGCCUGGAAAGAGUCAAGAUUUGCUUCCUGAGGCAGAAUAGGAGGCCAGUGUUCUGUCUGGUGUGCGUACUACACUCUCUCCCUCCCCUCUUGUUCUUCCAGAUUGUCAAUGUAUGGUACUCUGUGAAUGGUGAGAGGCUGGGCACCUACAUGGGCCAUACUGGAGCUGUAUGGUGUGUAGAUGCUGACUGGGACACCAAACAUGUCCUCACUGGCUCAGCUGACAACAGCUGUCGUCUCUGGGACUGUGAGACAGGGAAGCAACUGGCUUUACUCAAGACCAAUUCAGCUGUUCGAACUUGUGGUUUUGACUUUGGGGGUAACAUCAUUAUGCUCUCCACGGACAAGCAGAUGGGCUACCAGUGCUUUGUGAGCUUCUUUGACCUGCGGGAUCCAAGCCAGAUCGACAACAAUGAGCCCUACAUGAAGAUCCCUUGCAAUGACUCCAAGAUUACCAGUGCUGUUUGGGGGCCCCUGGGAGAGUGCAUCAUUGCAGGCCACGAGAGUGGAGAGCUCAACCAGUAUAGUGCUAAGUCUGGUGAGGUAUUAGUGAAUGUUAAAGAGCACUCCCGGCAGAUCAACGACAUCCAGUUAUCUAGGGAUAUGACUAUGUUUGUCACUGCAUCCAAAGACAACACAGCCAAGCUCUUUGAUUCCACAACCCUUGAUCACCAGAAGACCUUCCGAACAGAACGUCCUGUCAACUCAGCUGCCCUCUCUCCCAACUAUGACCAUGUGGUGCUGGGCGGUGGUCAGGAAGCCAUGGAUGUAACCACAACCUCUACCAGGAUUGGCAAAUUUGAGGCCAGGUUCUUCCACUUGGCCUUUGAAGAAGAGUUUGGUAGAGUCAAAGGUCACUUCGGGCCUAUCAACAGUGUUGCCUUCCAUCCUGAUGGCAAGAGGUGAGAUCCUAGGAAGGGAGCUGAGUU